This is a messenger RNA of Hyaloscypha bicolor E, 543 nucleotides long. RefSeq lists its product as uncharacterized. The record is from RefSeq and is a predicted model, not a curated record. Bases 1 to 543 code for a protein of 180 amino acids. Lineage: Eukaryota; Fungi; Ascomycota; Leotiomycetes; Helotiales; Hyaloscyphaceae. The transcript has a single exon.
AUGUGGAUCUUGGACGAUAGGCAUGAAUAUAAGCCUCUCCUACCAUUCGCACGACCAGACUUCCCGACCUUGACCCGUGAUCGUUCUCCAGUCACCGGUGUAUCUGCACAGACUUUCCUUCGUGUUUGCUUCCGCAUCGGUGAAAUGUUCAAAGAAGGGGCGCGAUGUGAGGCAUUGAAGCAGGACACAGUAGUCGAGCUAUUUGCUCGCGUGACCUUCUCUUCUCGUGAACCUGGUACUACCAAACAACACUUCCAGUUCGCAGAUCUCUGGCAUGACCGCCCACCAUUUCCCAACGGAGUUCUGGCUAAUUACAAGACAACGGGCUUGGUGGAGAGUGAAUGCAAGGCGUUCCUCGGUGCUGAUGAGGGAAGAUUGACUCGAUGCUUGGGGAGAUUGAAGAGGAAUAGCAAGAGUGCCACGGGAUGGAUGUUGCAUAUCAUCAACAUCAGGACAACGGAUUGGGAGGAGAUUAAGUGGACCAAGCGGAUCGUGAGUGCUGGACUUCCGAAGUCGAAGACAUUAGGGAUGUCAAAACUGUGA